AUGCAUUCUUCUCUUGGAAAUUUGAUACAUAAUUUGCUUUUAAAAACAUAAAUUUUAUUUUUGUUUGUAAAUGUCGAAUCGCUUAAACUACAAGUCAUAUUCAUAUAAUCAUUCUAGUUUUGCUCUGGUCUUUCGUUGCAAAGUUCUUUUGACAAGAAUCAAAUCAUCCUAAAAGGAAAUUAAUAGGAUCCUGUUUCUUCAUUGUAAUAAGAAAACCUAAUCAAUUUUGGGAAUACUGAAUAAAAGCGAAGAAAUAAUUGUUCUGGAGAUCGCUUUAUUCCAACCAUAAAAAAGAAAUUUAGCAUCCUCAGUGAAACCAAGGCACCUGCUCAAGACAUAGCUUCAUCUUAAGCAGCUCUUGAAAUGCUCUAUAAAUAAUAGAUUUUAAAUUAGGACCCUAUUAUGGAAUCUGAGAGUGGUUCACUUAAAUUUAUUAAUCAAAACAACUUUCAAUACAAGAAUGAGCAUGUACAUUACAUCGAUUCUAUUGAUCCCAAAAAUUAUAAUAGUCCUCUUGUUGAUCAUAAAUACUUUGCAUUACCAGAAACCAUAUCCAGUUAAUAUGGAAAAUACAUAAGAAAAAUUCCCAAAGCGCCAUUUAAAGUUUUAGAUGCUCCUUAAUUAUAAGAUGAUUUCUAUUUAAACCUCAUAGAUUGGAGCAACUAUAACACGUUAUCAGUAGCUCUCAACAACAGUGUUUAUUUAUGGAAUGCUUAAUCAUAAAAAGUUACGAAACUGCUAGAUCUUUGCAAUGAUGUAGUAACGAGUGUUGGAUGGUCAUUAAGAGGACCAUUGUUAGGAGUUGGAACUAACAAUGGAGAAGUCUAAAUAUGGGAUGUUUGUAAGUUACAAAAAGUGAGAACAGUUGGGACCCUUUGUUUUGCUGAAGGUAUUCUAAGUAGUGGUUCAAGAGAUAAAUCAAUAAUUUAAAGAGAUAUAAGAUAAAAAGAAGACUAUAUUUUCAUAUCUAUCGCACAUAAGUAAGAAGUUUGUGGAUUAAAAUGGUCUCCUGAUAGCUAAUUAUUAGCUUCAGGUGGAAAUGACAAUAAAUUAUACAUUUGGAGUGCAGCUUAAUAUGAUAAACCAAUAUUUAAAUUUUAAUGA
This is a messenger RNA of Paramecium tetraurelia, 1104 nucleotides long. RefSeq lists its product as uncharacterized. Gene Ontology annotation, molecular function: ubiquitin ligase activator activity; protein binding; anaphase-promoting complex binding. The record is from RefSeq and is a predicted model, not a curated record. The transcript is spliced from 4 exons. Gene Ontology annotation, cellular component: anaphase-promoting complex. Lineage: Eukaryota; Ciliophora; Oligohymenophorea; Peniculida; Parameciidae. Gene Ontology annotation, biological process: positive regulation of ubiquitin protein ligase activity; positive regulation of anaphase-promoting complex-dependent catabolic process; anaphase-promoting complex-dependent catabolic process.